Molecule: messenger RNA, 2115 nt
Organism: Danaus plexippus (monarch butterfly)
Lineage: Eukaryota; Metazoa; Arthropoda; Insecta; Lepidoptera; Nymphalidae
Gene: MFS9
Product: vesicular glutamate transporter 1
Exons: 11
Coding region: 282-1745 (487 amino acids)
Biological process (GO): monoatomic anion transport; transmembrane transport
Cellular component (GO): plasma membrane
Molecular function (GO): transmembrane transporter activity
Source: RefSeq, a predicted model, not a curated record
UUGAACAUUCAUCUGCGAAAAUAACAGAUCAGAAAAUUGUUGUCCAAUAACAAGCAGUGUUCGACAUUAUAACGGUUAAAGAAAAACGAUUUCAAAUAAAAACGGACUACUAUUUAUAUAUUAGUUAAUUCGAACUGAAAUUAUCGGCGGAAAUGUGGAAAAUAAUAAUGAAAGUAAUGACCGUAACUAAGAUUACCUGCGGCCGCGACAGUAACCCGCCGCGUGUUCGGUCGAUCGAUACCCACGUGUAUUAAUAUUUCCCGCUCGUCUGAUGACGCUUCAUGGAUCUCAUUGACGAGGAAAGGAUCGACCCAGCUCCAGAGAGCGAUGGUUUCUCGUGGCGGUUUUGGGAGAAGCGUCGGCUGGUUGUGGCGCUGCUGGCUUUCUUCGGCUUCUUCAACGUUUACGCCCUCAGAGUGAACCUGUCAGUAGCUGUGAUCGCUAUGACCGAACCGAUCGAGCUCGAACUUGAUAAUGGCACGACUGUUUACGUUCCAGAGUUCGACUGGAGUCCGCAGACGAAGGGCUUGGUACUGAGCUCGUUCUUCUACGGCUACCUCCUGACACAGCUGCCCGGCGGUUGGCUUGCCUCUAAAAUAGGAGGUCACAGGAUGUUUGCUAUCGGUGUGGGCGCCACGUCCCUCCUCACAUUGUUCACGCCGCCUCUGGCACACAUCAGCACCGGUCUACUGGUGACUGUAAGAGUCAUCGAAGGACUUUUUGAAGGUGUCACGUACCCAUGUAUCCACGCCGUGUGGAGCGUGUGGGCGCCGGCCGGAGAGCGCGCCCGGCUCGCUUCCUUCGCUUUCAGCGGCAGCUACGUCGGAACGGUGGUGUCCCUGCCCGUGUCCGCGUACCUCGCCCGCUACACCGGCUGGCCCGGCAUCUUCUACGUGUCCGGUAUAUUCGGUCUUCUGUGGACCACCAUAUGGUGGUUGGUGGUGAAGGAGUCCCCGGAGAGAGACCCUCACAUCACGGCCGCCGAGCUUAAGUACAUUCAGGAGUCCCGAGGUUGUACGCGCGGUGUGCGGAGUCACCCGUGGCGCGCGAUGCUGUCUUCGGGUCCGGUGUGGGCGAUCGUGGCCGCUCACUUCAGUGAGAACUGGGGCUUCUACACGCUACUCACCUUCCUGCCCACCUUCAUGCAGGACGCCUUCGGGUUCUCGACGUCGUCGUCGGGCUGGUCGUCGGCCGUCCCCUACCUGGCCAUGUCUCUCACCCUGCAGGUAUCGGGCGUGUUGGCGGACUGGCUUCUCUCCCUCCGUCGCCUGAGCGUCACGGCUGUGCGGAGGCUCUUUACGUGCGGAGCUUUCGUGGCCCAGACGGUGUUCAUGCUGGGCGCGGCCUACUCGUCGUCCCCCUCAGCUUGUAUCGCGUGCCUCACCCUAGCCGUGGGUCUCGGAGGGUUCGCCUGGUCGGGUUUCAGUGUGAACCACCUGGACAUCGCUCCGCCUCACGCCAGCGUGCUGAUGGGCGUGUCCAACACCGUGGCCACGCUGCCCGGGAUCGUGUCGCCCGCCCUGGCCGGGGCCAUCGUCACCGACAAGUCGCCGGAGCAAUGGCGGAUCGUGUUUUUUAUAUCCAGCGCCAUCUACCUGUCGGGCGCGGCGCUGUACGGCGCGUUGUGCUCCGGGAACAGACAGGCCUGGGUGGUGGAGGUCGAGGGAGACGCCACCUUCGACACGGACGGCGCCUCCACCACCACCUACGACAACAAAGCCUUGGACAGGAGUUCGGAGAUGUGACGGAACAACACGACACACACUCGGCUCAUUACUUGAUACUGUGCAAUAUGAUCUGUUUUAACAAGGAUUUAGGAUUUAUAAACAAAGCUUAACCUCUCGGAUGUUAAGUGAUUGUGAUAUUGUAGCUUGUCUUUGACAGUUGGAAGUCUAGAGAACAAUUGAAAUAAAGUUAUCAAAAAAUAAUAAACAUGUCCUUUGCAUAAAGAGCGCACAUUGGUUUAUAUUAUUUUUGUUACUAUUCAUGAAAUUUUGGCAAUUUCGUGACUAAUUAGUUCCUAAGUGGAUGAUUUUGUAAAUAUACCUUUAUAAAUAUGUAUUAUAUUGUUAACUCAUACGACUGUGAUGAUGAAAUAAAUAUAUUUAAACUAGC